Varanus komodoensis (Komodo dragon) is the source of this 1621-nucleotide messenger RNA. RefSeq names its product dipeptidase 1 (gene DPEP1). Gene Ontology annotation, molecular function: metallodipeptidase activity. The transcript is spliced from 10 exons. Bases 93 to 1472 code for a protein of 459 amino acids. Gene Ontology annotation, biological process: proteolysis. The record is from RefSeq and is a predicted model, not a curated record. Lineage: Eukaryota; Metazoa; Chordata; Lepidosauria; Squamata; Varanidae.
CAAGUUGGCGGCCCGAGUUAGCCGGCGGCUCCUCCCAGGCAAUUGUUCCUUGACACUGGAGUGGCCUAGCGGUAGAAAUAGUUCCUGUUUAUAUGAAUCAUCUCAGGGCUCCGUUGCCAGAGGGAGGCCAGGGCAGCUCGCGGGUGCAGGGUGGGCGUCUGCGGGAAUCGCUUGGCCCUCGACGGCACCUCGGGAGGAUGGCCCGGGCCGGGGCCCCACGCACACGGACGCCUCUUCUGGCCACCGGCCUGCUGCUCGCCGGCCUCUCAUUCUGCUCAGCGGCGGAUCCGUUUCGGCAGAAGGCGGAGGAGCUCAUGAACAAGACGCCUCUGGUCGACGGGCACAACGACCUGCCCUGGCAGCUGCUGAAGUUGUUCAACAACCAGCUCUCCCUGAAGAACGCCAGCCUGACGGAGCUGCAAGCCACACACACCAACAUCCCGAAGCUGCGUGCUGGGCACGUGGGGGCGCAGUUCUGGGCCGCCUACGUGCCCUGCGAGACCCAGAACAAGGAUGCAGUCCGGCGCACCUUGGAGCAGAUCGACGUCAUCCAGCGGAUGUGCCAGCGGUACCCGGACGUCUUUGAGUGCGUCACGGACAGCGCAGGCAUCGAGAGAGCCUUCCAGAGCGGCCACGUGGCCAGCCUGAUCGGCGUGGAGGGCGGCCACUCCAUCGACAGCAGCCUGGCCGUGCUGCGCACCUUGUACCUGCUGGGCGUGCGCUACAUGACCCUCACCCACAGCUGCAACACGCCCUGGGCUGAUAACUGGCUGGUGGACACGGAGGAGGAGCGGCCGGUGCACCAUGGCCUGUCGGAAUUUGGGAAGCGUGUGGUCCUGGAGAUGAACCGGCUGGGGAUGCUGGUCGACCUGUCCCACGUCUCGGUGGGCACGAUGAAGAUGGCGCUGAACAUCUCCAAAGCCCCCGUGAUAUUCAGCCACUCCUCGGCCUAUGCGCUCUGCCCCUCGCGGCGCAAUGUCCCGGACGACGUGCUCCUGCAAGUGAAUAAGACCCGCAGCCUCGUGAUGGUGAACUUCUACAACGACUACGUCUCCUGCGGCUCCGAGGCCAACCUGUCUCAGGUCGCAGACCACUUGGACUACGUAAAGCGCCUGGCUGGGCCAGAAGCCGUGGGCUUCGGGGGAGACUACGACGGCGUGACCAGGGUGCCGCAGGGGCUAGGGGACGUCUCCAAGUACCCGGACCUGGUGGGGGAGCUGCUGAGGAGGAACUGGACGGAGCAGGACGUGAAGCGCGCCCUGGCCGAGAACCUGCUGCGUGUGCUGAGGGAAGCGGAGAAGGUGCGGGACGACAUGGCCAAGAGCGCCGUCCCUCCCGACGACACGCCCAUCGCCUUCCAGGAGCUGGAGGGCGCCUGCCGGACCCGCUAUGGCUACCCCAGCGGUGGGGACCGCCCCUGGCUGCUGCCCGCGGUGCUCGCGUCCUCCCUCCUCCUCGUGGCACUCUGCUAGAAGCAUGCGCAGCUCUUCUUCUUCUUCUUCUUCUGGGAACCGGAGACGGACGCGCCAGCACCUCUCUGCCACCGAGACAUCGGGCCGGGCUGGGCCAAACCUCUUGCCUCCGGCACCAGGGCCUCAUUAAACGAAGCAUUUGCCCGCUG